AUGUCGAGCAAGGAUCCCAAAAUAUGGCAUUGGAUGGCGCUUCUCGUGAUGGUGAUUUUAACAGGAGGGUCUGUCAUUACAUUCUCAAACCUGCUCGACGCCGGCUACACUGUCAUCUCAACGUCGUCACAGUCGCCCUACUUAGUGCAUGCCUUCGAUAACUACAGGGUCGUUGCACAAAACCUAACACAGUCUCGAUGUGAGGGUGUAGUAUUUUCCAAGUUCAAAAUCUUGAAGGAGAAAACUUACAAUCCGAAGAAGUACAAAGACGACGGACAUCUUUUACGUGAAGCAAGUCAAGCUUGUACUCCACCGGGAACACCACGGAUCGCCUUUCUGUUUCUCGUUCGAGGUCACAUUCCUCAUGAGCCCUUGUGGAAAAGAUAUCUACAAAACCACGAAGGAAAGUACUCGCUGUAUGUUCAUGCUGCCCCUGGUUACAUAUACCCUAAAGGAUCCCUCUUCGAAUGCAAAGAAAUUCCCAGCAAGCCGUGCCCAAGGUUCUCCCCCCGCAUCGUCGACGCACACCGCCGGUUACUGGCCCAAGCGCUUCUCGACCCCCGGUACAAUAAUGCAUGGUUUGUGAAUGUGUGUGAAAGCACCAUUCCCAUUCGCAGCUUCCCCUUCGCGUAUCACUACCUCAUGACCUCACCAGUGAGCUUCGUCGAGUCAUUCUACCCGAAUGCGAAUUACCAUUCUUGGAACACCACGCCGGAGUUCAACAGAACUGAUUUGCGCAAAGGCGAGCUGUGGAUGGCGAUACGGCGAGAACAUGCCUUGACAGUUGUCAAAGACGCAGAGAUCCACAACAAGUUCCUCAGGGACUGCAAGAGGUGGUGCACAUGGGACGAGCAGUAUGUGCAGACGCUGCUGCAUAUUCGAGAUCCGAGUGGGAUUGCAGAGCGCACAGUGAUGUACGUGGACUGGAAUUUUCCGCACGGCGGUUCUCCAAAGACGUUGGAAGCGACCCCGCACAAGAUCCGAGACGUGCAAUCGCGGACUAGGGACAUGGACGGGGAGCGCCACGACACGGCAUUCAACAAAACUUCUUACGACUGCGUGCACAAUGGUGUGUCACCGUCUCCUUGCUUCCUCUUUGCUCGCAAGUUCAAGCCCGAGGCGACGAAGCCCCUUCUCGCGCUCAACCCGAAAUACCUUGGCUUCUAAACCUCCACAGGGAUUG
This is a messenger RNA of Physcomitrium patens, 1183 nucleotides long. RefSeq names its product glycosyltransferase BC10. NCBI's taxonomy places the organism in Eukaryota, Viridiplantae, Streptophyta, Bryopsida, Funariales, Funariaceae. Gene Ontology annotation, cellular component: membrane. Gene Ontology annotation, molecular function: glycosyltransferase activity. The record is from RefSeq and is a predicted model, not a curated record.